This is a messenger RNA of Dicentrarchus labrax (European seabass), 2385 nucleotides long. RefSeq names its product leucine rich repeat containing 56 (gene lrrc56). The record is from RefSeq and is a predicted model, not a curated record. The transcript is spliced from 13 exons. The coding region runs from base 199 to 1950 and encodes 583 amino acids. Lineage: Eukaryota; Metazoa; Chordata; Actinopteri; Moronidae.
UUGAUAUCAGUGGCAAUAAGCCGUAAACCCCAAGAAGUGUACUAAUGAGCUGUUACCACUGACAGUAUACAUAGUGCUCUAUCCCAGGGAGCCACUGCUCUCCCUCUGUGCCGUAUCCAGGAAGUCGUCUUGCUUGGUUGUCAAGCAAACGUUUGCUUGGACGCGAAGUGCUCUCAGUCUGUAAAGUAGCCGUGAAAGAUGAGUUGCUGUCAUGGGUCCGUGCUCCAGGAGGUCCGGCCUGGUACGGCACGGGUCGUAGUGACCGAGUUGAGUGGAUCAGACAUCAACCCAACUCCUGCCAAGAAACACUGUGAUGACUUCGACACGGUAAUGGCCUUUUACCUCACUCCAAAGAAGCUGGAAUUGCUGUGUGGAACUCAGGACCUCACUAACGUGACCUCGCUGGAGAUCUGCGUAAACACUCAAGAAAACACACUGGGUAACUUUGGUGCCUACUUGCCCAAUUUGGUGGAGCUCAGAAUGAGCAACAGUACAAUUGUGUCAAUAAGAGACCUGGGAACAACCCUCUCCCACCUGCAGGUGCUGUGGAUGUCCCGCUGCUCCCUACAAGACCUAGAAGGCAUUUCUAAUUUCUCGUCCCUCAAGGAAUUGUACAUGGCCUAUAACUUUGUGUCCGACCUGAGUCAGGUUGUUAUGCUGGAGAACCUGCAACUGUUAGAUAUGGAAGAUAACGAUGUGGAUGACCUAGUCCAGGUUCAGUAUCUGGGGUUGUGUGGCAAACUCCAGAGACUCACCCUGGCGGGAAACCCUGUGUGUGUCCGCCCAAACCCCACUGCCACUCAGACGGCAGACUAUAGUUAUCGGGCUGAAGUGAGGGAGUUGGUCCCUCAGCUGCGUUACCUAGACGAUUUAAGGGUGGAGGAGGACGAGCAUAGCUGCAGCAGCACCAUGGGAGAACACCGGGCCUUUCUCCAAAACACCAUCAGAGACUUCAACUCCUCCCAGGCAGCUACUGAAGACGCUGUGUGCAUCAGACCCCGCACUGGCUCCAGACCCAUGUCAGCGACCAGGCCAGGAAUUUGCUCCCCUCCUGGAUCCAGACCUGCUUCUGCAGACUCAGAUCUAGCAACAGUUGAAGCAGAAACCAGCAUCCUGACACAGGGAGCCGGCAAGAUCCUGUUCUGUGGAAACCCAGUCCAGUCUAUUCGAGCAAUGCGAGAAAAGUUGAGGACAGCACCCACCAGAUCUACUUUCAUCCCCAAUGACCUGCUCAUCCAUGUACCAGAACACACGUACGACCUUGAGGAACCUGAUGUUAGGGAACGCGGUGAUGUGUUUGCUGAGCUUAGAGCAUGGAGGGAGCAGCACAGCAGGCGUCUCCAGGCCAUAGAGGCAGAAAGAUUACCGCAGGUCCUUGCUAUUCGGGAUAGUGAUAGUGAUGAUGAUGAUGAAGAAGAAACCUCUGGGAGUAUAAAGAGCGACAGUAGUGAUGAAGAGCGUGGAGAGGAGAAGCAUUGUGGCAGCCUAGAUACUGCCUCAUCAAGUUCCUCUUUCCAGUCUCUCUCCAUAGAUCUGCAUCACAGAGAAGCCUUAUCCCCCAACAUUGCUCGACUGUCCCUGUCCCCCGACACCUCGCUGUCCCCUUCUCCCCCUCUCAGUGCCACAGCAGCUACUGGUAAUCGCAAGCCACUGGGGAUUCGUGCACGUAGGCUUCUACUCAACCGGACAAAUUUAGAACAUUUACCUGAUUCCAGCAAAGUAGGGUGCUCUCCUGGGACAAGUACAACCGCAGGAGAAACAGACCUGACACUCAAGAGGGUUCAGCAGUUGACCAGUGCAGAGAUGGACAUAUCCAGUGUAGAAUCUGGCAACAAGCAUCUUCUAACUCCUCAGAUGUCCAAACUCCUGCACAGGCCAGCAAUUACUCGUCCUCACACAGCCAGAGCAGUUCUGCAGAAACAUCACCCACACCACAUUCCAUACCCUUAAAAGAGUGUAGAGUGUAGGACAUUGAUGGAGUUCAUACCCCUUAUUUGCUUCACUCACACCAUACUUUGAGGUGUGUUUGGAUUUGUUUAAAUGAAGAUCCAGAAGAUAUUGAAAUCAUUCCCAUGCCAAAAUCCACUAAACUCAUAUCUGAUAGCGCUUUAACACGACUAACAGUGUAAUUAGAGGACAUGAUAUACAGAGACGACACCUCUAAUUCUAGUUAGUUGCUGGUUUUCUGAUGGCUUUAUUAGCUGGAUGGAAAUGAAAGGGGAUGGGACUAAUACCUCUCAUUUAAAUUUCUCAGGUUGAAAUAUUGAUUUAUUGUAACUCAAAUGCUGCCUGUGUUUUACCCAAUUUAUAAAUAUCUUUGGUUUUUAAGAUUCUCUUUUAUUAAAACUGAACUGUAUGACUAAUAAAAUGCAAUGGUUCAUUUUA